This is a messenger RNA of Frankliniella occidentalis (western flower thrips), 6975 nucleotides long. Its product is annotated as signal-induced proliferation-associated 1-like protein 3. Gene Ontology annotation, biological process: activation of GTPase activity; regulation of small GTPase mediated signal transduction. Lineage: Eukaryota; Metazoa; Arthropoda; Insecta; Thysanoptera; Thripidae. The coding region runs from base 714 to 5735 and encodes 1673 amino acids. The transcript has 25 exons. Gene Ontology annotation, cellular component: cytoplasm. Gene Ontology annotation, molecular function: protein binding; GTPase activator activity. The record is from RefSeq and is a predicted model, not a curated record.
CCCGGCGGGCGGCGACGGCGGACCCGAAGCCGCCCGAAGCAAAGCAAAGCAAAAGAAGAAAAGCUCAGUUCCUCUCCCGGAGAGUUAGACGCCGGUUGUGUGUGCCCCGUGCGCCCUGUGUUGUUGUCGUGCGCGUCUGUUUGUGUACAUUGUGUGAGUGUGUGUGUGCGCGGGCGCAUGUAUGUGUGCGUCUGCAGGCUGACGCCAAAGUGCAAGUGAUCUCGUCCAGGAGGUGCCAGGGUGCGUCCCGUGCAGUCCUACGGGAGCCCGUGCUGCCCAGCCCUGGCUGGCUGGCUGGCUAACUUGUUGCUGCAGCAGCUGCAGUCGCUGUGCUCUGCGGGGCGCGGGGCUGCGGCCGCUGCCGGGGCCGGGGCCCUCUAGGCGGUGUGGUGGAGUGGAGUGGCUCCAGGGAAUAAAAAGAAAAUAUCAAAGAAAAACACACAAUCAAGGAAGAUGGCGCGAAGAAGGCCGUGAACCUGAAGACUGGAUACUUAGGGGCUUUGGAUUAUUUUCUGCCCGGACCAAUUAAAUCGCCACCCUGUUUUGUGUUCCGAAACACCGUGGAUCGUCCGCACCCAGCGACGAUGUAAGUUCGUCCGCGGCCAGGGAAGAUUAUGGACACCCUUUAUGCGUGCAUCCAGGUGAGUGUCACCGACCCGCGCGGCCUCCCCGCCUGGACUCCUCCGUUGCCGUUGGGUUGACAGACCGGAGCAAUGAGCCCGGUGGGGCGCAGCUCGCGCGAGCGGGCCAUGCAGGCCGUCGAGUACUACAACAGCUCGGUGCUGCGUGCGCGCGCGGGCGCGGGGCUGGUGGGGCCCGGCCGGGCGGGUCAGCUCGCGCCCGCCCCGCACCCGGGCCACCCGGGCCACCAGGGCCACCAGCAGCCGCGACCCCUGCACACCAAUGAGGCCCUCUACCGGAGCAACUCGAGCCUCGAGCUGGCGCCCGAGCACGGCCACCUCCACCAGCACCACCCGGGCUCCGGCGGCGGCGUGCUGCGGCGCGAGUAUGGCAGCCACGGCUCCAUCGACGUGAUCGCGUCCGGGCCGUGCCCGCUGUCGCAGAACAACCUGUCCACCAGCGAGAGCUUCUUCGCCAUGCUCAAGGACUACCGGCCGGCUGUCCUCGACGGCCACGGCCGCUCCCCCGUGUCGGGCCACGGCCACGCGCCCCACAACGGCGCGCUCAACGGCGGGCACAACGGAUCGCACAACGGCGCGCUCAACGGUGGGCACCACGGCGGACACCACGGCGGCUCGGCCGGGCACUCGAUGCCCGACGGCCCCAUGUCGGUGGAGGACGCGCACUCGCCGUGUUCGGACAGGAACAACAGCGCCACCAACACGAGCCCCAAGCUUCGCCUCAAGCUGCACCGCUUUUGGGGCGGCGGUGGCGCCAGUGGCGCCAGCGGGGCGCAGACCAACGGCGCCGUGGCUCCCGCGGUGUCCUCCGGGAGCGCGCCGCCUCCGUCGUCCGCGCCGGCCGCGGGCCCCGCCGGUGCCAACGGCGCGGCCCAGGGCAAGCCGAGCCGGAGCAGCAGCGGCGCGAACGUGGCGGCCGAGGACUCGGCGGUCUCGACCUGGGGCGCGGCGGCCGUCGCCGUGGCCGUGGCGGGCGACGCGGACAGGGAGAGCCGGCGGCGCUGCGCCGCUUUCGCGCACUACGACGUGCAAAGCAUCACGGCCAACCUCAGCUACGCGGCCAGGCUGCGGGGACUGCUGCUGGCGCGACGCAGGAACACCACGACGGGAGCCUCGGCCGCCUCCAUGCUCGGUGCUCCGCGCUCCACCACGCCCGACACGACAACGUCUGGCGUGGACUCAGGCGACGAGGACCUCGGCGAUGGCAACGCCAACCACCUGCUGGAGAACUGCCCCUUCUUUCGCAACGAGGUGGGUGGCGAGGGCGAGCGCGUCGUGUCGCUGACCCGCUGCAUCCCCGUCGGCGCCGCCCCCACCCCGGGCUCCACCUCCGCCCCCGGGUCCGCCCCCGCGCCCCUGCACAGGCCCGCGCUCGCGUGCGGGGUGUCGGUGCUCGAGUUCCCCCCCGGAGAGACCCACUGGAAGCCCGGCAUGGGCUGUUGUCCCUACCAGCGGCCGCCCCCGCACGCCGCCAUCGAGAGCGUGGACCAGGGCGCAUUGUACUACAGGCAGUUUUUCUAUGGCCAAGAGCACCAAAAUUGGUUUGGCAUGGAUGACACACUUGGUCCAGUUGCUGCCAGUAUCAAGAGGGAAGUAGUGGAACGCCCUGGGAAGUUAUCUUCAGACUCAAGUGGUGGUGCGCCACCCCAACCGGUGUAUCAAUAUAGAGUGCUUAUACGCACUAGUGAGCUGCUAACUUUAAGAGGUUCAGUUUUGGAGGAUGCCAUUCCAAACCUCAAGACUACCAGUAACAACAAUAACAAUAAUAAUACAAAUAAAGAUAAUAAUAAAGCUAUGAUGAACACUAAAGAGGUUCUAGAAUAUGUUGCACCCGAAUUAAACUUGCCAUGUUUAAGACUGGGUGUUGCAUCACCUCAGACAGAAGAGCAGUUAUUGAAAUUAGAUGAACAAGGGUUAUCAAACCAUUACAAAGUAGGUAUUAUGUAUUGUCGAGCUAGCCAGGGCACUGAAGAAGAGAUGUACAACAAUGAGGAUGCUGGGCCAGCUUUCCAAGAAUUUUUAGAAACAAUUGGACAACGUGUUCGCCUGAAAGGGUUUGAUAAAUACAAAGCAGGACUUGACAAUAAGACUGAUUCUACAGGACUUUACUCUGUUUAUGCCCAGUAUCAAGAUUGUGAAAUAAUGUUUCAUGUUUCAACAAUGCUUCCUUUUACACCUAAUAAUAGACAACAGCUUCUAAGAAAGCGCCAUAUUGGUAAUGACAUAGUAACUAUAGUAUUUCAAGAGCCUGGUGCUCAACCUUUUACACCAAAGAAUAUUCGUUCUCAAUUUCAACAUGUUUUUAUCGUCGUGCGAGCAAAUAACCCUUGUUCUGACAACACUCAGUACAGUGUGGCUGUAAGUAGAUCAAAAGAAGUUCCAAUUUUUGGUCCACCUAUUAAAGAUGGAGCUACAUUUAGGAAAGGAAAAGCAUUUUCUGAUUUUCUUUUAGCUAAAGUUAUCAAUGCAGAGAAUGCUGCUCAUCGUUCUGAAAAGUUUGCAACAAUGGCAACUCGGACAAGGCAGGAGUACCUGAAGGAUCUUGCCAAUAAUUAUACUGUUACCACAUUAGUUAAAACUGGACAAAAGUUCUCCAUGCUUUCAUUUAGCAGUAAAAAAAGCAAAGAUAAGGAUAGAGCAUCAGCAAGACCUGCUCGAUUUCUACCUGAUGCAACUCAGCGGGGAGCACUUUGCUGGCAAGUUGUUUUAGAAGAUAGUGGGCAAUCAGCUCUUGUUGACUGCUUCCUCGCAAUAUCUGCAGAUUCUGUGGUUUUAGUUGAAGACAGAAGUAGAGAAGUAGUCUUUGUUACACCUUGCUCCUCAGUUUUAGGAUGGGCAGCAAAUGGAAAUAGCUUGAGAUUAUACCACCAUCAAGGGGAAUGUACUCGACUACAUUUGAAGGAGUCAGGGGGAACAGAAUUAGUUGAGGUGAUGGUUAGACUAAGAAGUGUGACAUCAGGAAGUGUAGCUCAAGAACUAGCAUUACGGCGGAAUAACAUGGGACAACUUGGCUUCCAUGUACAGCCAGAUGGUGUUGUUACACAAGUUGAAAGUCAUGGUCAAGCUUGGCAAGCUGGCCUUCGUCAAGGUGCCCGUUUAGUAGAGAUUUGUAAAGUAGCUGUUUCAACCUUGUCCCAUGAUCAAAUGGUUGAUCUACUCAAAACAUCAGUGCUGGUCACAGUUACUGUCAUUCCUCCUCUUCAUGACGGAUCCCCCAGAAGGGGUUGCAAUUUACCCAAUUGUAAAUACAACGCUGAAAAUUAUGAGGGUGAUUAUGAAAAUCUUGCUAAUGGAAAUGAAGAAGGAACUGUGGCUUCGCCCGUGGCAGGAGGCCUGCACAAUGGUAAAAAUAGUCCUCGCAAAGGAUCAGCUCAACUGCAACAGGUUGUCCCAGGCAACCACCGCCGAAGAUAUGAAAGGAGCUUUUCUCCACCCAGAUCUAGUAAUAGUUCAGGAUACGGAACAGGAAGUAGCAGCAAGUCUUUUACAGGAGUUGACAGAUUCUCAUCCUCAGUCGAGGGUGCGUUGACAAAUUGUUUGGGUGGACAUACUGAUGAUCGGUGGUAUGAGCUCUUAGAAUCAUCUGAUACAUCAGAUCCACCAAGACUGUCCCGUGAAUCUCCACCACCUUUACCAGCAAGGCUGGGUUCUACUUGUGCAAGUGCCUUCCAGCUGGUUACCCCUAAUGGGCAGGGGAAGGCUAAUGCUAAUACUGGCCCUGUUCAUCACAACAAGGUUCAAGUCAGCCACUCGCUGCCAUUGCCUCAUGCAAACUACUCACAACCCUUGGCGAUAUUACCAUCGAAGACCUUCAAAGUUGGGGACAGGGUGCGAUGCGGUGACGCAUCAGUUGACAGGAAUGCUUUCCCCCGUCAUGAAAAUGCCAAGAACAGAGGCUCCAAGGUUGAUUAUUCGGGCAUAAGUGAUAUGAGUAAGUCUGCUAGUCUUCCCUUAGAAGUGGCAAGUGCUGGUCUGCGAGGCCUUGUCAUAAGUGAUGGUCACUCAACAGACACAAGUUCAACCAGUGAGCGGCUGUGUGGUGUUCACAGUGAAGACGAUUUGUCUGCCAGUAGUAACAGCAUGUCACCGGGUAUACGCCGGGCAAGUAAACUGUCAAAUUCAUCGGUCACUCCUACUCCAUCCAAUAGCAGUCGAAACCAAAGUCCUCGACCACGUGAUGCGGGUGAAGCUCGUCUUCGGCCAGGAGUAACUCCCCGGUCUACUCAGAGAAACAGUGCCAACUUACAUAAUUCAACCCUUCAGGAGGAUCUCAUGAGACUUAUCAACCCUGAUUAUAUGGCUGAUGAAGACGGUACUAGCAGCCAUGAAAAAAACACAUCAUCACUUGGAAAGAUCCGUAGUAGUGGUAUGGGCAGUGUUGGUAGUUUAGGAAGCAUUGGGAGCGCCAAUGGAAAUACUCCAGACAACCUACCUCACGCCAAAUCAAGAUCACGAGAAAAUCUUUGUGGAACAAGUAGUUCUGUGCUGGAACCAACUCCUGCAACCGCACCUGUUGGAGGAGAACCUCCAAAUGAAGUUAUUCUUACUACUGCUCGACCUGCUACAGUUAUUUCAAAUGCUUCAACAGCCUCAAGUCCAGCCCCCAGUGAAAUUAAGCUGACGAAAGAGGAGAGGUUGUCACCUCGAGUUUCAAAACCAAUAUCUAACAACGGAGGCUGCAAAUCAUCAUUGUCCUCUCUUUCACCACUGCCCCUUCCUGAUACCAGAGAUAUGGAUUGGCCUAGUCUUGUUGACACUGCAACACGUGCUAUGCUGAAUGUUGCUGAAAAUGUGGAGAUUGGAGAUGGAAACAGUUCUUCAAACAAUGAGCCCCUAGCUAAUUGGGUCGAAGAUGUUGCCGAACGAUUGGGCCUGGAUAGAAGUGGUGGAAUACGGAGUGUCUCGGACCUGGAGAGACAACUCACUCAAUUGCAGGCACGGUUAUCACAUGAAACUCACUUGCGUCGCUCUCUGGAAGAUGAAGUCAGGAGACUUCGUGAUGAAAAUCGCCGUUUGCAUGAUGAGUCCCAAGCAGCUGCGCAACAGCUUCGUAGAUUUACUGAAUGGUUUUUUCAAACUAUAGACCGCCAGUAAUGUUGGAUUUGUUAUUCAUUCUUUUAACAAGCUCAGAUAUUGCUUUCGGAUGUGAUUUUUUCUGUCAUCUCCAUGAACAAAAGUAAUAAUUGAAGCAAGAAACUGUCUUUAACUAUUCCCACCUAUACACAGUGAUUGCACAGUUUUCAUGAAAAUGACCAAACAGCAGUAUUUCACUAUUAAAUGAAUACCUGUAUUCUUGAUCUCCAUUAAGUCAGAUCUUUUUUAUAUCUCCUUACUAUGUUACCAUUGUCUUUGGUAUGUGAUUUCUUUACUUCUUCCCUUCUUAAGUGCACCAGUUCAAGUAAAGGUUUUGAACAUGUUUUACCAUGUUUUCUUGUGAAUUAUGUGUAAAGUGUAUAUUAGAGUGAGCUACACCUCAUUUGUAUUAUUGUAUAAUAUCAUAUUUGUAUAUAAGUAGAAAUUCUUGCAAGAUAUGUGAUCACCUGAUGAUGACUGAUUUAAUAUUGCUCAUUAAACCAGGCUGAAUAUUUAACCUCUAUGGUAAUACAUUGCACUUAAGAUACUAUAAUUGCAAAUGUAAAACCUCCACAAGCUUUCAGAGUAAUUUAACUGUUAGGUGUGCCAAAAUGUUAUCUGGGGAAAUAGCAGUGCUGUCAGUCUCUCAUGGAAAAUGUCUAGUCCUUGUUCAAGGAGUCAUUCAAUGUAUAGUAACUCUUUAGUUAAUCAAAAAUGAUUUUAUACACUCUAUAUUUGCGUUUUAACACUAAACAAGUAUAUAUCUAAAAUUUAGCCUCAGUCAGAUUAGAAUUCAUGAUUAUCAAUAAACAUCUGUUACCUAAGCUGAGUCAUUGUGGACUCUGUGAUUUACAUUUAUGUCCAUGUUGAAAUAGUUUUUGAUGUCAAAAGUGAUAAGGUAGCAUAAUUUCACCGUAGGAAUUCAAACAAGGACUUCCAAGGAUUUUAUUUCAUUCCCGAUCGUAAGCUAUAAAUGUAAGUUGUUUCUGUGCCUUGUUCCAUGUCUUGCUACAUCAAUUGUUUAAUAUGAAGCUAUCAACUUGUUCAACUUUCCACAAUGUGUAUUCACAAGUAAACCAGCAGUAUUUAUCAUUAUACAAAAAAUGGAACACAAGUCUCAUUAUUCUAGUUCUUUCUUAUAAGUGUGUAAGAGUAGAGUAAUAUUACCAUUCUUAUAAAUCUUUUUACGUAAACCAAAGAGACACAUUCAAAAAGGGCUAUACUGAAGUGUAUGUGUAUAAAUAUAUUUUUGUAAAAGUAA